CAAUUACGCCGAAAGAAGGAAGUUCCCUACACUGUUUCUCAACAAUGCCCGAAAUUAUCGUUGCACUAGACGUUUGCCAGCAUGAUAUGCCGGCCUUCCGUACCCCGCACACUCUUAUCGAAUACCAUAACACGAAAGGAACUGAGGUAGCAGAGCGUCUCCGUCAUGCCACUAUCGCCGUGACUUCUGCGGUCCCUAUUACCGCCGAAACCGUUGCUCAAUGCGCUCAUCUCAAACUCGUCUGCGUGUCAAUUGUCGGAGUUGAUCACAUCGAUGUUCAGGCAUGUCGGGCGCGCGGAAUCCGCGUCUGUAGUACACCCGCAGCGACUACAGAAGCCGUUGCCGAACAUGCAAUUGCGCUGUAUUUCGCUGCCAAGCGAAAUAUUGUUCGGGCGCAUAACUGGGUGCUUUCUGGGAAGGAGUGGGAGCUUGAGCCAACGGGGAUGACUGCCUAUGACCGAUUACCCACUCCCAUUAGCCAAGAUACAAUGGGGCUCGUCGGCUAUGGCAAGAUUGGGAAACAGAUUGAAAAAUUUGCGCGAGCUUUAGGUAUGAACGUCUUGAUCGCAGACAGACGGGGAAUACCCGAUGCGAGCAUCCGAGAUGGACGCUCUGCGUUUGAGAAUGUGCUUCGGCAAUCGACCGUUCUCGUGUUGACUUGCCCGUUGGACGAGUCGACGGCCAAUAUGAUAUCCGAAAAGGAGUUGCAAUUGAUUCAGUCAUCUGGUAUCGUGAUCAACGUCGGCCGAGGGGGUCUUGUCAACGAAGAAGCUAUAGUUGCGGCCCUGAAGGCCGGAAAGAUAGCCGGCUAUGCAACGGACGUAUUCCCGGUCGAGCCAGCCACCAAGCAGAAUAGUUUAUUGCUCUCCAGUGACAUCCCAAAUUUGACAUUGUCACCACAUUUGGCCUGGUAUAGCUCGAAGAGCAUCGAGCGUCAGCAAGCCAGCAUUCAAGCGAUCGUGGAUGGAUUCGCAAGUGGGAAUUGCGUGAAUGUGGUUUGUUAGUGACGCGACGCGACGCGCAUCAGGAAACCCGCAAUCUUGGUGGAACCACAAAUGGCUGGAUCGCCGUAUUUCUGGGCCUUCUGGAUCCCUCAACCAUAGGUACCUACAAUAGACAUAGCAUACAGAGAGUGGAAAUCACUCAAAACCGAGAAAUCUCCUACAGUACUCCGUACUUAACUACAGGAUCUCAAUCCAAUGCAGGUCUUGUAACUUGACGCUACUCUCCCACGCAAGCCCCGCAGUUCUCCUCUGUUUCGGCUUUUGCUGGAAUAUGCGUGCGUACAAGACGACAACCGCGAGUCCUUG
Molecule: messenger RNA, 1310 nt
Organism: Penicillium brasilianum
Lineage: Eukaryota; Fungi; Ascomycota; Eurotiomycetes; Eurotiales; Aspergillaceae
Source: the annotation of a GenBank genome assembly